Verticillium alfalfae VaMs.102 is the source of this 1794-nucleotide messenger RNA. Its product is annotated as UBX domain-containing protein. The transcript has 2 exons. NCBI's taxonomy places the organism in Eukaryota, Fungi, Ascomycota, Sordariomycetes, Glomerellales, Plectosphaerellaceae. Gene Ontology annotation, cellular component: endoplasmic reticulum. The record is from RefSeq and is a predicted model, not a curated record. Gene Ontology annotation, molecular function: ubiquitin binding. The coding region runs from base 46 to 1593 and encodes 515 amino acids.
AAUUCCUGAAAACGCCCAGAAUUAUCGCCACUCAAAAGCAUACCGAUGGCGACGGGAGAUGUUGACUUGGGAGAGCUUUCUCCAAGCCAACAAGAUGUCCUGCAGCAGUACAUGCAGGUCACAGAUCAAGAGGUCAAAGACGCCAUACCACUCCUACAACGAUCACAAUGGAAUGUCCAGAUUGCCAUCGCGAAGUUCUUCGACGGCGAAGGGCCUGAUCCUCUAGCCGAGGCGUUGGCUCAACAAGAGCUCCCGCGGUCAUCUGCCAGACUCGAAAACUUGCAGGAGAGCAUGUACACAUCAGCGGCUCAGCCGCCGAGACGCAACCCAGCCGACAGACCCGAACCGGCACCAAGGAUCGUCCCCAUGCCCAACACAAUCCACAGGCCGCCGUUCCUCGUCGGACUCCUACUGACGCCCUUCAGCCUCGGGUGGGCUGUUGCCUCUCGACUCUUCCGCACUGUUUGGUACCUCUUCUCCUUCUUGCCGGCCUCAAUUCGACCGCGAGGGUUGACGAACGGAGCGGCACCCGGCCUUCGGAACACCACGGGCCGCCGAAUGCUGAUGCCCCAAGAUACGGCAGCCAGGUUCAAGCGCGAGUUUGAGGAAGAGUACGGCAAUAGCGAGCUGCCGUGGUUCGAAGGAGGCAUCGCGCAAGCGCAAGAUUUGGCGAAGAAGGACCUAAAGUUCCUGUGGGUUGUGUUGAUGUCACCGGAGCACGACGAUACGGAAUCCUUCACGCGCGAGACGCUCCUGGCACCGGAGGUCAUCAGUUUCAUCCGGGAUCCGGCCAACAACAUCAUUCUGUGGGGCGGCAACAUCCUCGACUCGGAGGCCUACCAAGUGGCGCAAGAGUACAACUGCACCAAGUACCCGUUUUCAGCGCUGGUCUGUCUGACGCCCAAAGAGGGCAGCACGAGGAUGAGCAUCGUGAAGCGCCUCGUCGGCGCGAUGCCGCCGACAGUCUACCUCUCUGAAGCGCAGAGCGCCAUCAACAAGUACACGGCGGACCUGGCGGGCGUGCGUGCCGAAAGGACGGCAAGGGAGAUGACGCAGAACCUGCGCCACGAGCAAGACUCGGCCUACGAGCGAUCUCUUGCCAAGGACCGAGAGAGGGCUCGGCAGCGACGCGAGGCGGAGAAGGCUGCGGCAGAGGCGGUGCAGAGGGCAGAGGAGGAGGCCGCGGCGGCUACGCGGCUCGCAGCGCAGCGUGAUCAGUGGAAGCGCUGGCGGGCGGCGAGGAUCGAGGCCGAGCCAGCCGCCGACGACAAGGAGGUGGUGCGCAUCGCGCUCAAGAUGCCCGAGUCGUCCGGCGCCGGGAGGAUCGUGAGACGGUUCCGCAAGGAUACGUCCCUCGAGGCCCUCUACGCGUUUGUCGAGUGCUACGACCUGCUACAGGGAGAGCUCGACGAGAAGGCCGAGGAACCGGCGGACUACAAGCACAAGUUCGGCUUCAGCAUUGCAUCGAUCAUGCCGAGGGUGGUGUACGAAGCCAGCGAGGACACGACCAUGGGAGAGAAGAUAGGGCGGUCGGGCAAUCUCAUCGUGGAGGACGUCACCCCGCAUGUCGACGAGUCAGAUGGUGAGAGGUGAUCAGGUGUGAUGGUCAGUUUUUGUUUUGAUGUGGGGUUGGCAGACGAGUGCAUGUCCAGGCGGCGGCGUGGCCCUGCGCCGGGGAAGGCGGGCCUGGGCUGUAGGACAAUGGGGCCGUUAUGGCACCGUGAUCACGGACGGGGGAUGAGUAGGCCACCGAUCCAGUUUGGUCGCUACGAAUAGAAUUCUCCUCCUCCACUG